UCAUUGGGUAGUUGUCACUGAACUUCUUCUUUUCAGUCAGAAUAAACCUGUUCCAGUCAGAUUUAACCCUCACAAGACUGAGCAAGGACUGAAUCUGGGAUCGAGACAUAUAUCUGCAUAGCAAAAUGGUGGUUCAAACAGGAUAUUUUGGCACUGCUGAGGGGAAAUCGGUCACGAAAUUCACGUUGGAUAACGGAACAAUCAAAAUCACGCUGAUAUCCUAUGGAGCCGCUGUCCAAUCCCUGUUCGUUCCUGAUAGAAAAGGUCAAUUGGAAGACAUCGUACUUGGAUUUGAUGACAUCCAAGGCUACUUGGGCAAGAACCCAUAUUUUGGUUGCAUUGUUGGUCGAGUUGCAAAUCGGAUUGCUGAUGCCAGAUUUACGUUGAACGGUCAAAGCUAUCAAUUGGACAAAAAUAACGGGCCUAACGCACUUCAUGGGGGCCUGAAAGGCCUAGAUAAAGUGGUUUGGAAUGGGGAAAUCAACCCCAAUACGGAGAACUCGGUGACUUUUUCUUAUUUGAGCCCGGAUGGAGAAAAUCAGUAUCCAGGAAAUUUGAUGAUUAAUGUAACCUAUACGUUGACGAGUUCAAACGAAUUGCAAAUUCGAUAUUUGGCUCUGGGAGAUCAAUCCACUCCUGUGAACUUGGCCAGCCACACUUACUAUAACCUCGGUGGCCAUGCCUCUGGAUCCGAAUCUUUGUCCUCCCACGAGGUCAGAUUUAAUGCGGAUCACAUGACUCCAGUGUCUGACAAGUUGAUUCCCACCGGCGAGAUCAAACCCGUGGAUGGAACUGACUUUGAUUUGAGACAAAAACAGGUUCUCGGUCCUUUGAUUGAAAAAACCGGCGGUUACGAUCACAACCUUUGCUUGAAGGAUUAUACGGAUAUCAAGGAAGAAGAUAUCAAAUUUUGUGGACGGAUGGAGCAUCCUCUUACUGGCCGAGCCUUGGAAGUUUGGUCCAAUCAACCUGGCAUUCAAUUCUACACAGGGAACUUCUUGCCCGUGGACAACUCAAUCAAAGGGAAGAAUGGUGUAUUUUACCAGAAGCAUGGAGGGAUUUGUUUGGAGACUCAAUCGUUUCCAGAUGCCGUGAACCAGGAGAACUUCCCCAAUGUGAUCUUGAAUCUCGGUCGAGUUUACAAACAUCACACAGAUAUCAAAUUUCUCACCUUUUGAAUGAGUACCCUAAAAAAAGGCCUCAAAAAUACGUCCCCAUACAUAAGACAAACUGCAGAAGGAAAAUCAAUGUUGAGGUAUCAUAUUUACAUGAGCUAAUAAAAUGAUAAACCCAA
Messenger RNA from Tigriopus californicus, 1294 nucleotides. RefSeq names its product galactose mutarotase-like. NCBI's taxonomy places the organism in Eukaryota, Metazoa, Arthropoda, Copepoda, Harpacticoida, Harpacticidae. Bases 126 to 1178 code for a protein of 350 amino acids. The record is from RefSeq and is a predicted model, not a curated record. The transcript has 5 exons. Gene Ontology annotation, molecular function: aldose 1-epimerase activity; carbohydrate binding. Gene Ontology annotation, biological process: beta-D-galactose catabolic process via UDP-galactose, Leloir pathway; glucose metabolic process.